Rana temporaria (common frog) is the source of this 2215-nucleotide messenger RNA. RefSeq names its product arylamine N-acetyltransferase, pineal gland isozyme NAT-10-like. Gene Ontology annotation, molecular function: acetyltransferase activity. The transcript has 2 exons. The record is from RefSeq and is a predicted model, not a curated record. Lineage: Eukaryota; Metazoa; Chordata; Amphibia; Anura; Ranidae. The coding region runs from base 108 to 980 and encodes 290 amino acids.
GCCUCGUGCCAAGUCCUCCAGGUAAUCCGAGUGUGGAAAACUUCACAGCACACGGAGCGCAGCCCGGCACGGAGCAACAAAUCAGGGACGACAAGCAGGGUACAAGAAUGGACAUCGAGAAAUACUUCUCCAGGCUGGGAUACAAGGGUUCCUGUAAACCGGCCAACAAGGAAACCCUUUGUGAGAUAAUGUACCACCACCUCAUGGCGAUCCCCUUCGAGAACCUGAGCGUGCAUUGCGGAGAACCCAUCUCUCUCGACAUAGAAAGCACUUUCCAAAAGCUUGUGAUGAAGCAAAGAGGUGGUUGGUGUUCCGAACAAAACCACCUCCUCUUCUGGGCUCUGAAGACGAUUGGCUACGACGUGGUCAUGCUGGCAGCCCACGUUUACCAGCCCCAUCUGGACAAAUACAACCCAAUCCCUACUCAUCUUCUUCUCAAGGUGACAAUAGAUAGCAAGACGUACAUUGCUGACACCGGCUAUGGAUCUUCUCUUCAACCUUGGCAGCCUCUAGAGUUAACGAGUGGGGUGGACCAGCUGCAAACUCCCGGCAUCUUUCGUCUCACGGAAAGCAAGGGAAUGUGGUUCUUGGACAAGAUAAGAAGAACCCAGAUGGUUCCCGAUGGAUCGUUUUCAGAAACCGAACUGCUUGAUAAAUCGAGUUAUAGGAAGAUCCAUUAUUUUACUCUACAGGAGAAGACUAUAGACUGCUUCCUUGAAUCCUGCAAGUUCCACCAAACAUCUCCACAAUCGGCCUUUUUCAACAAGUCCGUGGUUUCUCUCCAAUUCAGCCACGGCGUCCGAACGCUCGUCGGCUGGACGUACACGGAAACCAAAUACAACUAUGGAAAGGACGUGGAUCUGGUGGAACUCAAAACUCUACAAAACGAUGAAGUGGAAAAAGUUUUAAAAGAGAAGUUCGGCAUUGUUUUAGAGUCUCGGCUUGUCGUAGUUAAUAAAUCUGGCAAUUAUACAAUUUAAAGGCCAAAAGAUACUUGCCAAUCACCGAACAUCAACCAUAGAUAGUAAUUAGUAGGGAAGGGGUCAUCACACCCUAAAUUCCAUCCAAUCACUUUCUUGGGAAAGAUAUGAUUGUGCAAUUUGGACCAAUCAGGAAUCCCUCAAUGAGAGUGAAUAGAAGGACCUAGUAUAGAUGGAAAGGAGACCUUGACUUGAGGAGAGACCACAUCUGACCAGAGAGACAUCUGGGGGGACACUUGGGCAGGCACAUUUUGGUUUGUUCCCCGACUACGUUUCUGCUUGACCUCAAAUAUGCAACCACUUGUUACCGACCUUUGGCUUGUUCCUUGACUACGUUUCUGCUUGAUCUCAAAGAUGCAACCACUUGUUACCGACCUUUGGCUUGUUCCUUGACUACGUUUCGGCUUCAUCUUAAGUAUUCAACCACUUGUUACCGACCUUUGGUUUGAUCCAUGACUACACUUCAGCUUGAUCUCAAAGAUGUAACCACCCGUUACCGACCUUUGGCUUCCUCCUUGACUACGUUUCUGCUUGACCUCAAAUAUGCAACCACUUGUUACCGACCUUUGGCUUGUUCAUUGACUACACUUCUGCUUGACCUCAAAUAUGCAACCACUUGUUACCAACCUUUGGUUUGUUCCUUGACUACGCUUCCGCUUGAUCUUAAAGAUGCAACCACUUGUUACCGACCUUUGGUUUGUUCCUUGACUACAUAUUUGCUUGAUCUCAAAGAUGCAACCGCUUGUUACUGACCUUUGGCUUGUUCCUUGACUAUGCUUCUACUUGAUCUCAAAGAUGUAACCGCUUGUUACGACCUUUGGUUUGUUCCUUUACUAUGCUUCUACUAGAUCUUAAAGAUGCAACCGCUUGUUACGACCUUUGGUUUGUUCCUUGACUACGCUUCCGCUUGAUCUUAAAGAUGCAACUGCUUGUUACGACCUUUGGCUUGUUCCUUGACUACUCUUUCGCUUGAUCCUUAUCUGCUACUGGACCUCAGACUGCUUACCUCCUGGUGGCGCCAUCCUGAGUACCAUGACCUGGUACUAACACACAGCAAAACCCAUCCCCACCAUAACGACCUCUGGUGGACACAACGGUUAGUGUUUAGACCCCACACCUCAGAUGAGCCGCAUUCCUCCACCAAGGUGACCUUGCCUAUCCUUCUGGUUGAUGGGAGCCUCUCUACUGCUAUAGUUACCAGUCCCUGAGCCUGACCGGGACACCGGGCUAAUGCA